AUGUUACUUACUGCCCUUAUUCCUCUAUCCAUUUCUCAUAAUAUGUAUUCGCUCAGUGUUUCGUUAGGCAAGCAGUUCAUUGGACACAAGGCCUUCACAAUAUUUGUGAAGUUACACAAAGUUAUGGCUGUGCUCUGCUAUCCAAUGUACACAAGGCCCUCAAGGUCCCCUUCUCCUUAUAAGGGACGCCAAAAGCAAAUGUCAAGGUCAAGAUCACCUGUAGCUCAAUCCCAGUCUAGAUCUCCAUCGCCUGAUCCUAGAGCUCAGGCGAGGUCAAGAUCUCGAAGCCCUGCGAGGGAGCGGGAGCCUGAAGCUGUAAAUCAUGGAAAUACUCUGUACAUUACUGGACUUUCUUCUAGGGUGACUGAUAAAGAACUUAGAGAGUACUUCAAUAAGGAAGGAAAGGUGGUUUCUUGUCAUGUUGUUCUUGAACCCCACACACGUGUUUCUCGUGGAUUUGCUUUCAUCACCAUGGACACUGUUGAAGAUGCUGAACGCUGCAUCAAGUAUCUCAACCAGUCAGAACUGCAAGGCCGGAACAUCACAGUUGAAAAGAAGACAUUGUGCAAGCUAUGUGCCAGCAAUCAAGAUGCUGAGUUCAUCAAUUUCAACUUUAGCUCAUACAGCUUGAUCAAUGGACAGCCCAAAGGGUUACUAUGCAACACGAGAUUCACAACAACUAAACGUAGCAAAUUUUCAACUAAACCUGAGCAUUCACCUUCAACUCCCCAUCAACUAAUCAACGGGCAUUUCCAACACUUUAGUCAAGUUGUCUGGUGA
Triticum turgidum subsp. durum (durum wheat) is the source of this 780-nucleotide messenger RNA. NCBI's taxonomy places the organism in Eukaryota, Viridiplantae, Streptophyta, Magnoliopsida, Poales, Poaceae. The record is from the annotation of a GenBank genome assembly.